UCUUUUGGCGAUAGGUACGAGCCGGCACGAUAGUUACGCCAGCAAUCGUAGUUGUCAUCACUAGCUCCCAUUUGUGCGUUGAAACGAGAUUUCAAUUUUCGGAAAAUACCGUCGAAAAUGCCGCCUGGAACGGAAAUUGCAAGCGGCAGCGACACGGAGACCGCUCUGGAGGAGUUCAAGCAGCGCGAGGGACGCCGGAACAGCACCGGCUCGGCCAAGUACACGUGCAGCAUGCCCAACUGCGAGGCCACAUUCAAGCGGCUGGAUCUAUUGGACCGCCAUGAAUAUCACCACACUGGGAUUAGGAAGCACGCCUGCUCCUACGAGGGCUGCGACAAGACCUACUCCAUUGUAACGCACUUGAAGAGGCAUCUGCGGAGCACCCACGAGCGACCGGAGGCGGCGACCAAGAAGACGGUGAAAUGCGCGCUGGAGGAAUGCAGCAAGAUGUUCAUCUCGGUCAGCAAUAUGACGCGCCACAUGCGCGAGACCCACGAGAACCCGAGGGUCUAUCCCUGCAGCCACUGCAGUGCCAAAUUCUCGCAGAAGCUCAAGCUGAAGCGCCACGAGAUCAGGGAGCACUCGCUGGAGUAUCCCUACAGCUGCUCGAAAUGCUCGCGCGGAUUCUACCAGGAGUGGCAGCGCCAGAGUCACGAGCCCAGCUGCAAGUUGUACGAGUGUCCCGGUUGCCCGCUGAAGUUCGACAAGUGGACACUAUAUACGAAGCAUUGCCGCGACACAUCGCACGGAAAGAAUCGCCACAAGUGCGACAGAUGCGAGAGCGCCUUCGACAAGCCCAGCGAACUGAAGCGUCACCUUGUGGUGAAGCAUAAGGAGGCGGCGGACAAGGAUGAGGGCGCCUCCUCGUUCGCCUGCAGCGAGGAGGGCUGCGGCAAGAGCUACUCGUACCUCAGAAAUCUCCGGCAGCACAUGCUCACCGCCCACUCGGGCAGACGUUUCGAAUGCCAGGCCUUGGACUGCGGCCGCUGCUUCAGCAGCGCACAGAAUCUUGCCAAGCAUCUGCUCAGGGGUCACAAAGAUGGCAAGAAGAAAAAGGACUUGAAACCGAAGAAGGGCAAAAGUAAGGAUGUCGAAGGGGGCAAACUUAAAUCCCCUUCCCGCAAGCGACGACGCGAUGCCGGACGCAGCAAACACUCGAGGCUAUCCAAACUGGCCUGCCUGCAACUGGACAAGGAAGAGGACGAGGCGGUGCGUGAACGACAGCCUUUGGCCCUCGAAAAGAUCACCCAGUCGCUGAAGGACUACCCCAUCGAGGAGCUGCUGGCACAGACCCUGCAAGAUGAAGAGGACGUGGUGCAAGCGUAGGGCAAAAUGGCAUUCAAUAAGGAUGGGAGUGAGGUCUGGUCUAAACCCACAAAAUAAUGAUGUAAAUAACGAGGCUAAAACUGCAGUGUGAGUGACUUCGAGCUACUUGUAUUUAGUGUAUUUAGGCAACAAUUAAUUUGGGCCUCUCGAAAACAAGAAAUAUCGCACGAAUCUUUCAAAGAAACGACAAUUGCAUUAAAAUACGCUCUGAAUGUGCAGUAAUUAAAUUAUGAGCAUCCUUUUACCUUUUAGCAAGCUAUUAUCAUUAGUCGCCGCCUGGAGCGAAUUAGGUUUAAAUCACAAAUUAUUAAUAUACGUUAAGCUUGUAGAUAUCACAUUCCCUGACUUAAGCUAGAGUGUCGAAACUCCUCAGCAGCCGGAGGGAAACCAAUAUUUUCUUGUGCAUAUGUACAGUAAGCACCAGCAACGCGAAUUUAGUAUAAUAUAUAUGUACAUACAUGCUUCAAAACAAGGUCAACUUUUCUGUUAAAGUCCUGUACGUCGAAAUAAAGCAAAGAACUCACAUA
This is a messenger RNA of Drosophila erecta, 1853 nucleotides long. RefSeq names its product zinc finger protein 184. NCBI's taxonomy places the organism in Eukaryota, Metazoa, Arthropoda, Insecta, Diptera, Drosophilidae. The transcript is spliced from 2 exons. The record is from RefSeq and is a predicted model, not a curated record. Bases 118 to 1326 code for a protein of 402 amino acids.